AUGCUGCGGAGGACCCGGUUCGUCUGCGUCUCCGACACCCACAACACCACCGUCAAGCUGCCAAAGGGCGACGUGCUGAUCCACGCGGGCGACUUGACCAAUCAAGGCAGCUAUUCCGAGUUAUCAAAGGCAGUCCAAUGGCUCGAAAAAGCAGACUUUGAAACCAAAAUCGUCGUCGCAGGGAACCAUGAUAUAACCCUAGACCAAGACUUCUACGCCCAACACGGAUCCCACUUCCACAACCAAACACUACAAUCUCCCCAAGACUGCAAAGCCCUCCUCACAAACUCGCCAUCAAUAACCUACCUCGCCCACGAAACAGCAGCAAUCCGUCUCUCGUCCCCCUCGGGACCACACACCUCCUUCACAAUCUUCGGAUCACCGUACUCGCCACGCAACGGCCUAUGGGCCUUCGGCUACGACGCGCCUCAGCACGGCACCAUCGGCGCCGCGGCGAGUGAUCUGCCCACACUCUGGGACGAUAUACCGCCUGAAGCGGACGUCGUGGUGACGCAUACCCCGCCACACACUCACUGCGACGAAUCCCGCGCCCGGCGCGCAGCGGGAUGUGAGGCCCUGAGACGUGCUUUGUGGCGGGUCCGUCCACGCCUCGCUGUCUGCGGACAUGUUCAUGAGGGACGUGGCGUCGAGAGGGUGCGAUGGGAUCUUGGGUGCGGUGGCUCGGCGUUCAAAGAGGAAAGCGUUGAGGGCUGGAGUGAUCCGGGGCAGGGGAACAAACAGUCCCUCGUGAAUCUGUCAAUCAAGGGCGGGAACCCUCUCCGCAACGACGGGUCGCAUCCGGAGAGUAGUCCAUCGGACGCAGAUGUGAGAAAUACGCCCUCCGGUGCGGCUCCGUCCACCUCCGGACCGAAAUCAGAAACCGCCGCAGAGCCGGGUCUAGGCACCCGCGGCCUCGGCGGCGAUCCAAUCUCCUUCCGUACCGACGUUGCCGCGCUGGCCGGACGCCUUGGCCGGCAGGAGACGUGCGUCGUUAACUGCGCCAUCAUGGCCAAGAGCUAUCCCCACGGCGGCAAGACGGUCAACAAGCCCAUUGUCGUGGAUCUGGAUUUACCGGUGUGGGAGUGGGGUCGCGAUGGUAUGCCGCGGGUCACGUAUGUGGAUUGA
This is a messenger RNA of Colletotrichum godetiae, 1125 nucleotides long. RefSeq names its product calcineurin-like phosphoesterase. The coding region runs from base 1 to 1125 and encodes 374 amino acids. NCBI's taxonomy places the organism in Eukaryota, Fungi, Ascomycota, Sordariomycetes, Glomerellales, Glomerellaceae. The transcript is spliced from 3 exons. Gene Ontology annotation, molecular function: hydrolase activity. The record is from RefSeq and is a predicted model, not a curated record.